AUGGCUGACGCCGCCGUCGAGAACCCGGCCACCACAGUCCCGCCGCACAAGAAGCAGCUCCCAUCAUCGAUACCAAACUUUGACGCCCUCGAGGGCUUCUCCACCGAGGGCAACGACGACUACUCCACCUUCAAGAAGCUGCAACGGCAACUAGAGCGCGUCGUCCAUCUCGACAUCAACCCGCCUGCUGACGCCCUGCCCGCCAGCUGCUUGCCGGCCCCCCGCCGUGCGCACAUCCUCACGCGCCUUUCGCUCGCUCCCGCCGCGGCCCACGCCCUCGCCCUCGAUUCGCGGCCGUCGCGCUCCACCAUGGACUUCCAGUCGCCCCAGAACGCCAUGUACGACGCCGCCAGCUUCAUCGACCCCAGCGCCAUUGCCAACCCCCAGAUGAACGGCGCGCGCCCCUACAACCCAAUGCCCUCGGUGCCGCAGAAGCGAGACUCGACCGGCGCCAGUCUGUCGCUCUCGCGCUCCCAGACGCCCUCGCAGCAGCCCCAAUUCGGCUUCCAGCACCCCCAGGCCUUUGCCAACACACCCUCGCCCACCAUGCAGAGCCAGCACUUUGCGCCCGGCCAGAUGGGCGGCCAGCGAAUGCAGACGGCGUCGCCCGCGCAGAACCCCCACGCGCCCCAGAUGUCGGCCAUGGGCUUCCAGCCCUCGCCCAUGAACCAGGCCUUCAAUGCAAACGCCGCCAGCCAAUUCCCCGUCCAGUCGGUCCAGCUGUCGCAAAACCUCCAGAGCCGCCAGCAGGAAGCGCAGAGGCAGUACGCAAUGCGCCUGCAGCAGCAGCAGCAGCUUGGCAACCUCGCCGCGAGCAACAUGGCAGCGCGCCAAGGGCAGCAGCCAGGAGCUCAGAUGCCGGGCGCAAUGCAGACGCCCAUGCAACAUCCUGGCAUGCAGCCCAACAUGAUGCAAGGCCAGGCACAGCAGCAAAACCCCCAAGUCCAAUACCAGCAGUUUCUCAAGAACGUAGCGGCGCUAAACGCCCAGCAGAACCGCCCAUUCAACCCCCAGCCCCAGUGCGCCGGCCGUGUCAUCAACCUCCAAAACCUCUACGCCGCCGUCAUGCGCUUCAAAGGCUCGCGAUUUGUCACCCAGCAGAACGGCUGGCAGCGGAUCGCGCAAAUGAUGAACAUACAUCCGCAGCAGUUUCCCACUGCGUCCAACGAGUUGCGCCAAAUCUACGAAGCAAACCUGCUCUUCUACGAGACUGCCUAUCUCCAACGACAGCAGCAGAUGCAACAAAAAGGCAUGCCUCCGCAGGCGCAAAUGGGCCAGAUGGGGCAAAUGGGACAAAUGGGGCAGAUGGGGCAGAUGGGCCAAAUGGGGCAGAUGAACCAGAUGGCAUCUAUGGGCCAGCAAAUGUCGCCAACAAGACCCACGAUGCCAGGGCAGCAAAACAACAUUGCAGGACACCAGGAAUACCUCCAACAGUUGCAAAGGUCACAGGAAACACUAAAGCAGCAGCAGCAGCAGCAGCAGCAACAGCAACAACACCAGCAGCAGCAACAAGCUCAACAACAACAAGCACAACAACAGGCACAGCAACAGGCACAGCAACAACAGGCACAGCAAGCGCAGCAGCAAGCGCAGCAGCAACAACGGCAAUCGCUUCCACCUACGCAACAGCCACACCCAUCCAUCGAUCCAUCGGCACACCCACCACAAUCCACACCGUUACAAAGCAGCACAGUACUCCCGAGCGUCAAUGGCACCACACCACAAGCAGACGCCAAUGCGCGAAAGAGUCUGAGCAGACAGCUAGAGGGAACUCCGGUUCCAGGAAAAGACCCUAACCAGGUACAGCCUUCACCGAUGAAGCAGGAGGAGAAUGCUGCCGUUGUAGACCCAAAUUUGGUCAUGAUGGAGGGACCCGAGCGGCGGAAACCCGUGAUUGAGCAAGACGAUGGCACAAGAGUCUACCAACCCGCAUGGCGAACUCAAGAUACCUGGGGCGGUCUCGACUUUGACUCGGACAACUUCAAGAACAUGAUUGACACCAUCACAAAUUACAAGCCAAAUGUUCCAUUGCUGCCCGAAAUGGGCGUAAUCGACAUCCGGGCCAUUACCAUGAGCAUCAGGUCGGGCUUGCCCGGUGAGGCGCGUUUGGGACUCGACACCCUCACAAGGAUAACCUACGACAACACUAUCCAGUUCAACCUAGCGCAUUGCGAGGACCUGACAGAGGUAUUGGUGGAAUAUGCGGAAGACCUGUUGGAAACAUUAGGAAACGACAAUCCCGAAGUCACCGACAUCAUCGACCUCAUGUCAUAUGAGGAUGUUAUGCAUCAUUGCCGCGAAGAAGCUGCGUCACUGCUGGAGCUCCCACAAGUCGGCACCACAGCACAUCAUCUCAACCGCACUGCUGAUCGGCUGCUGGCCAUAACAACCAUCUUCCGCAACCUAUCCUUCCUUGAGGUCAACCAUGACUCCCUGGUCAGCCCUUCUGUUCUCAAAUUCCUCGCAAACUUCAUACGGCUUGUCGGUACACGAGUACUGCUUCUCCGCUCACACAUGAACACGUUUGAGUUCAUGAAAGACAUUGUUACCUUCUUCUCCAACACCAGCGCCAAGGUCGUUCUACCUAGCCGUGAAGACGCUUACGCCGUGUUGCACUUCCUUUGUGCGUUUGCCCCGAUGCCAAGGCCUACCGAACCCGUCAAAUUCACGCCUUUUGACCCUCUCAUCCACCGCUAUCUUCCAUCCGCUGUUGACAGUCUGGCAAAACUGCUUGCUCGUGACGACCCCAACCGGACAUAUUACAAGCAGAUUUUCAUCAAUGAGGCCACAGCUACACCGGCAUACGACCUCCUCACUCGGUCCUUUGCUCUCGCCAUCUCGGUCGUGCCUGAUCGCAACUACAUUGAGAAUAAGAUGUACCAAAUGAAGGAACCCCGGCCAAAAGAGGUGCGUAUGUUUGAAGCGCGCAUUGCAGAAUCGCGAAAGGCAUACCUCAUGCAAGGCAUGCUUGCCGCAGACAUUCUCGCCAGCCUAGCCCCUGGACCGGAAACUGGCAUCUGCCGCGCAUGGCUUGAAUCGGAAGACGGCUGGGCGAACACACUACUCAAAUUCGCCAUGUCCCUCUCAGCUACCGACGCUGCUAUUCCUCACCCUCCCCCACCACCGAACCACCGCGGCCCACGACCCAUGGAUCACGACCGGGAAGGCUUCCAACUCAUUGUCCACCGUGCGCUGUCGACGCUUAAGCGCCUAGGCGACAAGUCAAAGGGUGGCGAACCGCUAGUCAAGGGUGUGCAGCAAAUGAACGGACACAUGGACCAUGAUAUGGACGAGGACGAGGACGAGGACGACAUGGAGAUUUUCAGUUUCAACGGCAGUUCAUGGAGAGUAAAGGCGGACAUUUUACCGCGCAAAGAGACGCUACUAGGUGCACUGUUGACGGCGCAGCUAGACGUCCGCAGUGUAAAUCAAUUCUGCAAAAUUGGCUAUCUGGAUGACUAGAAAG
Messenger RNA from Exserohilum turcica Et28A, 3466 nucleotides. RefSeq lists its product as uncharacterized. The record is from RefSeq and is a predicted model, not a curated record. Gene Ontology annotation, cellular component: SWI/SNF complex; nucleus. Gene Ontology annotation, biological process: regulation of transcription by RNA polymerase II. Gene Ontology annotation, molecular function: transcription cis-regulatory region binding. The transcript is spliced from 2 exons. Bases 1 to 3462 code for a protein of 1153 amino acids. NCBI's taxonomy places the organism in Eukaryota, Fungi, Ascomycota, Dothideomycetes, Pleosporales, Pleosporaceae.